AUGGAGUGGUUUUUGCUGCAAUUGCCUGGACAUACGACGCACCGUUUACAACCUUUAGAUAAGGCUUUUUUUAAACCAUUGGAGACAAACUAUACACAAGCUUCAGAGAGAUGGUUCAGGAGUAAUCCUGAACGCGCAGUUACGCAAUAUCAAGUGGCAAGAGCUACUAAAUGCAGCAUAUGGAAAAGCGCGACCAUUGAGACUGCAAUAAAUGCGCUUAGAUCAUCUGGUGUUUGGCCUGUUAAUAGGCAUGUGUUCAAUUACUCCCAUUUCGUAGCAUCUGAAGUGCUUAGACCUAGUGUAAAUCCGACAAGUGAAGCUUCUAGACUUGGAAAUUAG
This is a messenger RNA of Acanthoscelides obtectus, 339 nucleotides long. The record is from the annotation of a GenBank genome assembly. NCBI's taxonomy places the organism in Eukaryota, Metazoa, Arthropoda, Insecta, Coleoptera, Chrysomelidae.